AUGUCUGCACCCCCUUCUCCUGAGGCAGCUUGGUCACUAGCUGGUAAAAUAGCUAUCGUGACGGGAGGAUCUCGUGGCAUUGGAGAAGCUAUUGCUGUUCAUCUGGCACGUAAAGGCGCCAGAAAACUAGCUAUUACUUAUGCCAGCAACCUCAAAGCGGCUGAGGCAACUCUAGAUACAUGUCGGGGCCUUGGUGUAGAAAAGGCAAUCGCAGUCCAGGCAAAUGCACUCGAUCUUGAUUUCGGCUCAAAGGUUAUCUCCCAAGUUCUCGAAAGACUCGAUACAAAGGUUAUCGAUAUAUUGGUCAACAACGCUGUUCUAACCGAUCCAACUAAAAUACUGCCGGUCAAGGAUACAACAUUAGAGAACUUCCUUGAGUUAAUGCAUGGGAAUGUGUAUGCACCAUUGUCACUGACAAUUCAACUUCUGCCACACCUGCCAACUUAUGGAGGCCGCAUUAUCAACAUCUCAAGCGUUCUCGGUUAUCAGGGCAACUCAGACCCUACUAUGACCUUUGGAGCGACUAAAGCUGCUUUGCAAGCCUAUACACGCUCCUUCGCUGACAGCUUUGGGAAAACAACGCAAGCUACGUUUAACAGUGUUGUCGUCGGCUUAACUGCCACUGAUACUAUUAAGGCUAGCCAGGACCUAAUGCCUCCAGGUUUUAUAGAUGGACAGAUUCGGAAUACAACGGCGGCGGAGAGAAUUGGUGUUCCGGAUGAUAUUGCUUAUAUAGUUGGAUUUCUGUCGAGUGAAGAGGGCCGUUGGGUUAAUGGUGCGGCGAUUAGUGCAAAUGGAGGAUAUAGACUUCUUAUGCCUGCCCUGGGCUAA
Messenger RNA from Clonostachys solani, 831 nucleotides. Lineage: Eukaryota; Fungi; Ascomycota; Sordariomycetes; Hypocreales; Bionectriaceae. The record is from the annotation of a GenBank genome assembly.